Molecule: messenger RNA, 1296 nt
Organism: Myotis brandtii (Brandt's bat)
Lineage: Eukaryota; Metazoa; Chordata; Mammalia; Chiroptera; Vespertilionidae
Gene: INTS15
Product: chromosome unknown open reading frame, human C7orf26
Exons: 5
Source: RefSeq, a predicted model, not a curated record
CUUGGCGCGGCGGUGACAGCCGUGCUGCCCUGGCGUUAGGGAGACACCUUGAGGGCCCCGGGAGGGUGCACAGUGCUGUGCAGUGGCCUUUCCUGGGAGUAACGGCAGAGGUGCCCUCCCUGGCACCGGGCUUGGGGGGGGGCGUCCCCUGGGGAAGGGAGCGGCCCUGUGUUCUUACUGUCUGAAUGAAUGUGCAUGCUGAAGCCAAGUGUCUCAUCGCUUCUCCCGGGUUUGUUUUUAUAGAGAUUGAAUUCACUUCAGGAGCUUCAACUUCUUGAAAUCAUGUGCAAUUAUUUCCAGGACCAAUCCAAGGACUCUGUCCGGCAGAUUAUUUUCUCGUCCCUUUUCAGCCCCCAAGGGAACAAAGCGGAUGACAGCCGGAUGAGCUUGUUGGGGAAACUGGUCUCCAUGGCAGUGGCUGUGUGUCGAAUCCCAGUGUUGGAGUGCGCGGCCUCCUGGCUCCAGCGGACGCCCGUGGUCUACUGCGUGCGGCUGGCCAGGGCCCUGGUGGAUGACUACUGCUGCUUGGUGCCCGGCUCCGUGCAGACGCUGAGGCAGAUCUUCAGCGCCAGCCCUCGCUUCUGCUGCCAGUUCAUCACCUCCGUCACCGCGCUUUACGACCUGUCGUCAGACGACCUCAUCCCGCCGCUGGACCUGCUUGAAAUGAUUGUCUCCUGGAUCUUCGAGGACUCGAGGUUGAUUCUCAUCACCUUUUUAAAUACUCCGAUUGCAGCCAACCUCCCAAUAGGGUUUUUAGAGCUCACCCCGCUCACUGGAUUGAUCCGCUGGUGUGUGAAAGCCCCUCUGGCUUAUAAAAGGAAGAAGAAGCCCUCCUUGUCCAAUGGCCACGUCGCCACCAAAGCCGCCCCGGACUCGGCAGGGCUGGACAGGGACCCCCACCUCCUGUACUCCAAGCUGCACCUCAGCGUCCUGCAGGUGCUCAUGGUGCUGCAGGUGCACCUCACCGAGAAGAACCUCUAUGGGCGCCUGGGGCUCAUCCUGUUCGACCACAUGGUCCCGCUGGUCGAGGAGAUCAACCGGCUGGCGGACGAGCUGAACCCCCUCAACGCCUCCCAGGAGAUCGAGCUCUCCCUGGACCGCCUCGCCCAGGCCUUGCAGGUGGCCAUGGCCUCCGGAGCCCUGCUGUGCACGAGAGAUGAUCUGAGGACCUUGUGCUCCAGGCUCCCCCACAAUAACCUGCUGCAGCUGGUGAUCUCGGGGCCCGUGCCACAGUCGCCCCACGCGGCCCUCCCCCCAGGGUUCUAUCCUCACAUCCACACGCCACCGCUGGGCUAC